CCCUUCAAACGAAAGACUGCGGGAAAAUCAACACACCAGCCCCCGCCAGCGAGUUGAAAGGAUUUGUUUACCUCUUCUUGUGCUGCUGAUUUGCUUCUGGAAUGUUUAAGAUUGACCCAAAAUGGCGUCGCCGUUCUAUGGUGUCACCUGACUUGUGAUAACGUAAAAAUAAUUACAGCAGCCGUACAGUGAAACAACAUGGCGACGGUUUUACGGCGCGUCACGAGGAAGCGCCCCCUAGAUCUUGUCGCCUCCUGUCAGGACGAGGCUGAGAUGGAGAAAUGUCUGACCACCGUGGACCUCGUCUCGCUGGGCGUGGGCAGCUGCUGUGGGGCCGGCAUGUACCUCACUGCCGGCAUCAUCGCGGCCAAAAAAGCCGGACCCGGCGGGAUUAUCUCUAUCAUCUUGGCCGGCCUUGGAUCUAUACUUACAGGUGUGCACUACGCAGAACUAGCAGGCAUCUGCCCCAAUACCUCCGGCUCCGCCUACAUGUACACGUACGUGACAAUAGGAGAACUCUGGGCAUUCAUCAUUGGAUGGGGUCUUAUAGUGGAGUAUGUGAUAGGCACAGCAGCCGCUUCUGUUGCUUUAAGUGAGACCUUUCACUCCAUCACUGAAAAAAAGAUUUCUGGUUUUUUAAACAGUUGCAUGGCAUCUGCAGGUCUGCCCCACAUUGACUUUGUUGCUGCGCUGGUCUGCCUCCUGCUGAUGUGGCUGCUGGCCAGUGGUGUCCAGAUGUCAGCCCGUGUAAACAACGUCCUCAACGGCCUCAACUCUGUUGUCUGGGCUGUUUUUGUUGGAGCUUCUCUUUACCUCGGCUCUUCGUCUAACUGGUCACAACAUGGCGGAUUUUUGCCAUACGGAUACCAAGGGGUAUUUACCGCUGUGCCCACCGCCUUUUAUGCAUUUAUUGGUUUUGAUGGUCUGGCUACCACAGGGGCAGAGUGCCGGACUCCGGCCAGAUCCAUCCCCAUCUCCAUCGUUCUCUCCAUCCUCAUCAACAUCCUCAUCUUUACAUGUGUUGUUGCUGGCUUGACGUUCAACAUGCCUUUCAACCUACUCCCAGCAGACACAGCUAUGCUGGAUGUGUUCGCCAUCAACGGCUACCCUGCCCUCAAGUACAUCAUGGGGGUGGGGGCGGUCGCUGGUCUGUUUGCUGCCACUUUUGGAUCUUUGUUUCCUCUUCCUAGGGUGCUACAAGCCAUGGCACAUGAUGGGCUUUUGUUUAGAUAUUUUUCCCUCGUGUGCCCCAAGCGUCACACAGCAUUACGUGCAACCAUUACAUCUGGCCUUGUGGCCGCCUUUCUUGCAGCAUUCGUCAACCUGACCCUUCUCAUUGAACUGGUGCUAAUUGGCACCCUCUUGGCCUACGUCAUUGUCACCUAUGCAACGCUAAUCAUCCGAUACGUCGACCUUUACUCUGCACCACUUUACACGCCCAUACCUGUCAAGUUCCAGACAUCUGUCUCAGAGAGUUCCAAUCAUCAUGAUUCCUACUUAACUUGCUUGCCUGGGAUUAAAAGAAAAACUUCCGACACAGAUCUGCAGGUGAACCAAACCACUGACGGUUCUUGUCUCAGCUUCAGUAGACAGUCAUCACACUCUGAGAGUUCCAGCAAGGAGGUGGGUGGGGUUAUAAACCCUGCGUAUCAACCCGAGGGUGCCUCUGCUUGUUCCAGAAGGGACUCCUCCAGCUCUCUGUCUAAAAGACAUGAAGACGAUCACAACGACAGCGGUCACUUUUUGAAAAACAGCGAAGAGAAAUCUUCUUUAUUGGAAGUUUACACACAGUUUCCCAAACAUGAUAAAAAUAUAUGCAACAAGCAACCACAGUGUUCAAAAUGUACGAGAUUGACGCUGUAUGUUAGCCAACAUAUCUACGUCUUUCUGUUUGCUUUGUAUGCAAGUAUAUUUCUGUGCUGUGGCAUUGUGGCUAACCUAUACCAGUUCAUACUGGACAAGAAUAUACUUGUGAUUUGUAUACUUUGUUUGCUGGUGGUUACCAUGACAACCCUUGCUGUUAUUUUAAUGCUUCUUCCACACUUAAAAAUAAAACAUGAAGGCUUUAGAGCUCCAUUUGUUCCACUGAUCACUGUUUUCACUGCCAGCAUUAAUCUCUAUUUGAUGACAUCACUACACUGGAUCACAUGGCUUCUAUUUUUAGUCUGGAUGGCAAUAGGUUUGGUCCUGUACUUCCUGUACGGAAUCAAGAACAGCAGCCUCAUUGUGAAGAGGGAGGAGGACUGGGAGGAUCCUGAGGGGGAGGCGGAUAGUGCGGACACUGUUAUACCAGUCCCAACCAAUGAUGUCACUCAACCCCUACUUCAGUAGAAUCUCUUCUCUAGUGACAACUUGACUACAAUGGUUUCUGUAACAGAAACUUUACUUCCUUAUACUACUUAAGUUAAUGUAACUUCAAUUCUGAAGAUUGUCUACUGCAAUGCAACCCUUAUUUUCGAGGGUCUGAGCCAGUCUUUCAAUAGAAUUCAUAUCUUUAACAGAACAACUUUUAUACAUUCACAAGUUUAAUAUGCUUACUUUGAUGCAAUCACUAUUGUAGUACAAUUACUUUUCAAUAGAAUUCAUUCUUUAACAGAGCAACUUUUA
Molecule: messenger RNA, 2607 nt
Organism: Physella acuta
Lineage: Eukaryota; Metazoa; Mollusca; Gastropoda; Physidae
Product: high affinity cationic amino acid transporter 1
Biological process (GO): amino acid transport; transmembrane transport
Cellular component (GO): plasma membrane
Molecular function (GO): amino acid transmembrane transporter activity
Source: RefSeq, a predicted model, not a curated record